Messenger RNA from Sinocyclocheilus anshuiensis, 435 nucleotides. Its product is annotated as glutamate receptor ionotropic, delta-1-like. The annotation marks the transcript as partial. Lineage: Eukaryota; Metazoa; Chordata; Actinopteri; Cypriniformes; Cyprinidae. The record is from RefSeq and is a predicted model, not a curated record. The transcript is spliced from 3 exons.
AUGGAGCUGGCCCACAGUUCCUUGGGAAGGAUGACCGUUGUCAGGCAGAUUUUCCCUCUGUGGAAAGACAGCAGCAUGAGCUGUAUGAGGAACAACCACCGCAUCUCAUCACUGCUCUGCGACCCUCAGGAGGGCUACGUGCAGUCACUGGAGGUGUCCAAUUUGUACCUCUAUGAUAGCGUGUUGAUGCUGGCCAAUGCAUUCUACCGGAAAUUAGAGGACCGAAAGUGGCACAGUAUGGCCAGCCUCAACUGCAUCAGGAAGUCAACCAAGCCCUGGAAUGGAGGCUGGUCCAUGCUGGAGACAAUCCAAAAGGGCCGUAUAACUGGUCUCACUGGAAUUAUGGACUUCAUGGACAAUGGAUCAAAUUCCCACAUUCAGUUUGAAAUUUUGGGAACAAGCUUCAGCGAGACGUUUGGAAAAGACAUAAAACGA